Messenger RNA from Talaromyces rugulosus, 1341 nucleotides. RefSeq lists its product as uncharacterized. The record is from RefSeq and is a predicted model, not a curated record. Gene Ontology annotation, molecular function: oxidoreductase activity, acting on NAD(P)H. The coding region runs from base 1 to 1341 and encodes 446 amino acids. The transcript is spliced from 3 exons. NCBI's taxonomy places the organism in Eukaryota, Fungi, Ascomycota, Eurotiomycetes, Eurotiales, Trichocomaceae.
AUGUCAACGACCGCUACAUGGGUGGCCACCCUACCCUUAGCCAGUGAACAACAACAAAAUCAUGCUUCCAGAGAGUCGACGACUCCUUUUAGCUACAAAGAUGAAUCUCGGCCGACAGACGUUGUCGACUCCAAUAUAAUAGAAACCCGGCCGCAAGAACAGAUACAAAGCCAGCUGUCGACAUCGAUCAGCGCGCCAGCAACCAUCCAAAACGCUCUUGUUCUUCAUGCAGUCAAAGAAAAAUACGCCCUCGUUUCUGAUCACGCAGUGCCGUCGAUACUUCACCAAGAUGAGAUUCUCAUCAAAAUCUCCGCCAUUGGCCUGAAUCCUAUCGACUGGAAAGCACCGGCAUUCAACUUUGGCAUCCCUAGUCUUCCAUGGGUUUUUGGCCGCGAUCUGGCUGGCACAGUCGUCCAAACUUCCUCCUCAGACUCACGCCUCAAAAUCGGCGACCUCGUGCUCGUGCCAUCAACAGACUAUCGAGAUAUCCGCAAAGCCGCAUUUCAAGAAUACGCCAUUGCAACACACUUUAACGCGGCCAAAAUUCCAGCCACGGUGCCAAUCCACAGUGGUGCAUCGAUAGGUGUUGCAUAUGUUGCCGCCGCCCUGGCACUGGGCAUUUCAUUCGGACUCGACUUUGGGCUAGCAGAGAAUGUUCCCGGGCCAAAUUUGAGGCGGAUACUGAGGGAGAUUAAUACGCAAGAAAUCCCAGAAGACGUCCGUGAAGAAUGUCUACCUUCCGAAACAGAUUCCUCCGAGGUUGUGCAAAAGGGAGAUUGGAUUGCCAUUUGGGGAGCAUCCACAACAACAGGACACAUAGCCCUGCAACUCGCCAAGCUCUGCGGCCUCAAAGUCAUCUGUAUCGCCGACAUCGCACGACACGGUGCCAAAUUACAUGCUACUGGCGCAGACAUUCUCGUGGACAGACACGACACAGACCGCGCAGUCGAAAUCAUCAGAGGCGUGACUAACGGCCGUUUACGGUUUGGACUCGAUAUUGUGGGUCGUGAGACUGCCACCAUACUCCAAAGGACCCUGUUCACGAGUGAACAUGAUGGGCCACAAGCACACCUGUUAGGGCUUACGGGAUUGCCGAAAGAAAAAGACCCGCGCAUCAAGUCUCAUACCGUGCCUAUCAAAAUAUUUCAUUCGUCGGCAGCCGUGGGCGAGGCACUGGUGACGUGGCUGGAGAAGUUGUUGGAAACAAACUCGCUAAGUCCGCCGGAUGUUAUUGUCAAAAGUGAGGGUGGCCUCGGAGGAAUUAAUGACGCCCUAGAGGUGCUGAAAAGUGGCGCUGCGAGUGGUAAAAGAAUUGUUGUCGAUUUGGGAAGGGAUGAUUGA